AUGUCCCGCGCAUCCAGCACCUCAUUUCCAACUCAAGCGCCUCCAUCAUCAAUUUUCUCACAAGGCACUGCCUCCACUGCGGCAACUUCGGAUGCACAGGUCCCAAUUCGCAAGCCUGCAGCUCCUGUUGCAGAAGCCCUCAUUGGCGACUUUGCAGAUGAUAUCGAUGAUACGUUGGAGCGCGAGGCCACUAUUGCACAAUGCAAGGGGAAAUCGAAGGUGGCCUCAAUAUUCGAAGAUAACAUGGACUUCAACGAGCCUAAUGCUCCACCAGCGUAUGAGUCGGAUGAUGAUUCUGUGACUUCAUUCACAGAACAGGAACGGUACUCGCAGGAGCCUCGGGCUCCAUUCACGCAGAUCGAAAAUCGCGGGACCCUCAAGCGAAAAGCUAGCGUGGAUGACGUCUUCAAUGACGACGAGGAGUCUAUGGUGUCUGACUGGUCCAUGGAUAUCGAAGGCCCCGAUUUUGAAGACAUGUUCGAGCCCGAGCCCGAGCCUCCAGUGGAGGUGAAGAAGGAGAAAGAUCCGCGCAAAACAUUUUUAACAUCAGUAUCGGUUGUGACUGCUGUCCCUGCCAGUGACAGCAAACCACCUGCUCCCAAAAAAAUCAAAGUCGAGGCAUCCGCUGCACGUGCCCACGGCACCAAACGCCAGCUCAACGUGGACACUGUGCCAGAUAACAUGAAACCUCGUAGUGUGUAUCGUAACGUUGAUUUACCUGCCACGUUGCAGGUAGAUCAACGCUGGGCAAAGAAAUAUCUUCCUACCGUUAUGUUAUGGGCCGGAAGUUAUGAAGACCUCUGGACUAUCCCAGACGACAUUCUUCUCCUUCAUGCGCAGCUAAUUUUCAAUGCAGUAUUCAAGGAGCUCAAUAUCACUAUUGUUCAUGGCAGCGUGAUUCAUUCCCUUACUGCGCACAACUUCGUCUCGACGGGCCUGGUCAUUAUCGUGGACUUUUUGUCACGAAACUCUGACUGCGAUUCUGUUCAACUUGCCACCCACCUUCUCGCAGACUAUGCAUUCCUAUUCGAGGACCCUGACAAGCCAAGCCCCCUCACGACGUACCGUUCUCCUUUUGUAUUACAGCUGUUGGGUACAGCGCAUCUUAACGCCAUUAGUGGGUAUGUUGACGUUCCUGACCUCGACACACACGCACUUGCGACAAGGGCCAUCAGGAUGUCGGGUGUUAUUGCCCUUUGUGCUGCAGCAAUCGAGCGUGCCCUGGGAAUGUUCGCGAACAAAAAUUUGAAAGUCAAGGAUAUAUUGGCGACCAGUUGCAGAGGUAAACUCGUCAUCAAACUACCCAAAGUCCUCAACAAGGUCACCGGGAAGAUGACCAAUGCCCCGUUUUUGUUUUCAGCGGCUCGCUGGGGCAAAGUCACUGCAUCUUUCAUCAAGUCUAUCUCGAGCAAGCCUGCUGGGUAUGUAGAGACCACAGUACAGAUGGCACGUUGUCCUGCAUGA
Molecule: messenger RNA, 1464 nt
Organism: Suillus subalutaceus
Lineage: Eukaryota; Fungi; Basidiomycota; Agaricomycetes; Boletales; Suillaceae
Exons: 6
Coding region: 1-1464 (487 amino acids)
Source: RefSeq, a predicted model, not a curated record